Molecule: messenger RNA, 1531 nt
Organism: Drosophila novamexicana
Lineage: Eukaryota; Metazoa; Arthropoda; Insecta; Diptera; Drosophilidae
Product: FHA domain-containing protein DDL
Exons: 2
Coding region: 49-1521 (490 amino acids)
Biological process (GO): miRNA processing
Cellular component (GO): nucleus
Molecular function (GO): mRNA binding; protein binding
Source: RefSeq, a predicted model, not a curated record
GUUUUCGAUUUAUCAAGCCGCAUAUAUUUUAAUAAUUUCAAGUGAAAUAUGGUGAAAGUUGCCAAAGCGCGCAGCAAGGAGCGCGCCAUGCGCAGCGACAAUGAUAUGGCGGCCCAAAGCAGCGAUGACGACACCAAAUCGAAGUUAGCUAAAUCAAAGACAAUCAAUAGGCAUUCAGAAGCCGUAAAUCGCAAAUCGAGCAAAACGCGCAAGCGAAAAAUAGCACGCGAUAGCUCCAGCUCCAGCUCCUCCUCCAGCGGCAGCGACAGCAGCAGCAGCAGUAGCAGCAGCAGCAAUAGUCGCAGCAGCGACAGCAGCGAGGCUUCCAAGUCCGUCGGUGACAACAAACGCGCCAAAAAGACGAAAGCUGUCAAAGACGCAACGCCCAAACGAGAAAGAGCACAGCAGCAGCAACGGGAGCCUGCAACCGUGGAGAGCAAAGUGCAAGAACAGCGCUCCAAAUGGGACAGUCCUGAACGCAGCGGCGCCAACCAGCGACACGGUUCCGGCAAAAACACAAACAAAGCCCGCAAAAGAAGCCGCAGUCGCGAACGUGAGCGAGAGCGAGAGCGGGAGCGGGAACGCGAGAGGGACAGAGACAGGGAGCGGGAUCGUGAACGUGAACGUGACAAUCAAGUGCGUCGCGGACGCGAAAGGGAACGUGAACGCGAUAGAGAUCUAGAGCGCGGCAAGGAUCGCCGCCAGCAUCAGCAGCAGCAGCAGCAGCAGCGUAUGCGCAGCAACGAGCGUCGGGAGCGACCACGUCGUUCGCCCGUCGAUUCACAUCGGCGCAGCAGAAGCCACAGCCGCAGUCCACGGGAACGUUCCUACAGAGGCGGCGGCGGACCACGUCGUCACCAGCAGCAGCGUCGCAAUGACCAUCGCAACCGGGACGAGGAGCACUUUGAGUGGGGCAAGCCAAAUGACAAGGACAAGCCGCCGGCGUCCAAUGACGAUGAGCCGCUCGACAAGGAGAAACCCAAUUUUGGACUGAGUGGUGCCCUUACCGAGGACACCAACAAAGUGAACGGCGUUGUUGUCAAAUACUCGGAGCCACCGGAGGCGCGCAAGCCCAAACGCCGCUGGCGUCUGUAUCCCUUCAAGGGUGAGACGGCGCUGCCGACGCUGCACAUACAUCGACAGAGCUGUUUUCUGGUUGGACGCGAUCGCAAAGUGGUCGACCUGGCGGUCGAUCAUCCCAGUUGCUCCAAGCAGCACGCAGCACUCCAAUACCGUCUGGUGCCCUUCGCACGCGAUGACGGCAGCCAGGGCAAACGGGUGCGUUUAUAUCUAAUCGAUUUGGAGUCGGCGAACGGCACGUUUCUCAACAACAAGAAAAUCGAUGGACGCAAAUACUAUGAACUGAUGGAGAAGGAUGUCAUCAAGUUUGGCUUUAGCUCGCGCGAAUAUGUGCUGCUGCAUGAGAACAGCAAGGAGGACCAGGAAGAUGACGAUGUGCAUAUCAAAGACGAGCCGGCCGAGUCAUCCGACCCAGCCGAGCAGGCCAAUGCGCAAAUAUGAAAGAGAGGCC